AUGAGCGCGACGAACGACGCCUCGCAAUCAGAGGACUCAGCAAACUCACUGAUCGACCGCUCGAGCGCCGCGGCGUCGACCAAGAAGCGCGACGCGCCGUCGGCCACGUCCGAAGACGACGCCGCUUCCACCAGCGACGCCGCGCCGGACGCGCCCAACGCCUCACGAGACGCGAAGCGGCGCCGCGUCGAGGACCCGGCGCCGACGUCGGUGCCCGCGCUCGAGGCGAUCCGGCAGAAGCUCGGCACGGAGCCCGCCGACCUGGCGCGGCCCGACGAUGCGGUACGGCUCUUCUCGCAGCGGCGCGGCGACUCGACGUGCUGUUACAGGACGUUCAUGACGCUGAUCUUCGCGCUCUGCACGUUGGACGAGUACAGCCGAGCGCUCCGGGCGUGCGGUCUCGUUCGGGCGUCGAGCGUCGUCGCGUCGGUGCGCGAAAUCCAGGGCGCGAUCCAGGAGGGCUGGCUUGACGGCUUCGGGUUCAAGGGCGCAUCCCUGAUCUGGAAAAGGUUGAAAGGGGCGGAGUUCGUGGGUUCGACGGGCUUGGACGCGUGGAUCGGGUGCGUCGAGGCGGGCGCGGCCUUGCGAAGAGCGGGCGUCCGGGCGAACGUCGUGGGCUUCGACGGGAAGGCGGUUGGCGCGACGGCCCUGUCGGCGGCGCAGGACCUUGUCGAGCGCCUCGCGCUCUACUUCGACGGCCGCGGCGACGGCGUCGGGUGGGGCGCGGAGCUCCUCCCGCCGGCGCUCCUCGCCUUCGAUGGACACAGCCGCGCCGUCGUCGGCGUGUCGCGGCGCCGGCUUGUGCUGCUCGACCCCGCGUGGUGCACCCCGCGACUCGAAUGCGUGUCCGCCGAGGACCUCGCGUCGCGCGCGGACCAGUUUGAGGUCCUGGUCGUCCGCCCGGGCGUGCGCGACGCGAGAACGCUACCCAAAGACUUCAAAGGCCAGGCAUAACUUUACAUUCACUU
Pelagomonas calceolata is the source of this 968-nucleotide messenger RNA. The record is from the annotation of a GenBank genome assembly. Lineage: Eukaryota; Pelagophyceae; Pelagomonadales; Pelagomonadaceae.